Messenger RNA from Phlebotomus papatasi, 2110 nucleotides. Its product is annotated as sodium/potassium/calcium exchanger 3-like. The transcript is spliced from 8 exons. The record is from RefSeq and is a predicted model, not a curated record. Gene Ontology annotation, molecular function: calcium, potassium:sodium antiporter activity; calcium channel activity. Gene Ontology annotation, biological process: calcium ion transmembrane transport; intracellular calcium ion homeostasis. Lineage: Eukaryota; Metazoa; Arthropoda; Insecta; Diptera; Psychodidae. Bases 211 to 1785 code for a protein of 524 amino acids. Gene Ontology annotation, cellular component: membrane.
AGUUGGGCUAUGUUGGGUGUAGUUGAAAAGUAUGAGUGGGGAGUGUAUUGGAAUAAUUGGAAUAUACUUGGGAUGGGACACGGGUCUCUGUCUCGCUCAUGCUGGGGCUACAAAAGCACAGAGACAAGUAAGAAAAUACUUUGUGUUGAUCAGAAAAAAUUAGCGAGUAUCUAACACCAUCAGUUUGCCAGUGACUACCAAGAUAUCAAGAUGGAAGACUACUGGGGUCUCGCGAGGAAUAAUGGUUUAAACUGUACCCCGCCAGCAAUUGAUGACUUUCCCAGGGAUUAUUUCACGGAGGAGCAGCGACAAGCUGGUGCUGUGGUGCUUCACAUAGUCGGCAGUUUGUAUUUAUUCGCAGCUCUGGCUGUUGUCUGUGAUAAAUACUUUGUACCUGCCGUUGAGAAAAUAUGUCAAGCACUUAAUAUGUCAAAUGACGUGGCGGGAGCGACAUUCAUGGCAGCAGCAACAUCAGCCCCCGAACUCUUUGUCAACGUGAUUGGGACAUUCAUUACGGAGGGUGAUAUUGGGAUAGGCACCAUAGUGGGAUCAGCUGUAUUCAACAUUCUGGCCGUGGCAGCGUGCUGUGGCAUUGGAGCUGGAAUGGUGGUGCCGCUCGAUUGGUGGCCCUUAACGAGGGAUUGCUUAGCUUAUGGAAUCACCGUUGCCAUUCUCAUUUGCAUAAUUCACGAUGAACGCGUGGAAUGGUAUGAGGCUCUAACGCUCGUGCUUCUCUACAUUGUUUACAUAGCCGUUAUGUAUUUUGACAAAUCCUUCCAGAAAUGUGCAAGAGGUAGUUUGAAGCACGCACGACAACGUAGGUCUCACGAUGGCACGGCGAGUAUUCGGUCAAAGAGCAGUCGGGAGAUGGAGACUCUCGAGGCUCACCUGCCCCUUCGAAUUGAGCACUUCCAGCAGAAUGGAAACAUCAAGAACAUCACCCACAUCGAUGCCAGCAACAAUGAACUCACCUCAGCCAUUGACACACAGUCCAAGACGACUCCUGUUCGGGUACCAGAACCACCGCCAGCCACGGAUACUCCUGACAAUUCCACAGUCGACGUGAAGCAGGACACUGAGGGAGGAGUACUGAAGAUGGAGGGAAAGGAAGUGCCAGAGGAUGCGGAGGAGAAUGAGGCAUUCUCGCUCCUUCGGUAUCCCUGUGAGGCCAGUUGUUUCAGGCAAUUCGUGUGGUUCAUCACCUGGCCCAUCCACUUAGUCUUCUUCUUCACCAUCCCAGACUGCGAGAAGCCGCGACUCAAGAAGUGGUUUCCGGUCACAUUUCUCAUGUGCAUCAUCUGGAUUGGGUCACUGUCCUACUUGGUGGCUUGGAUGAUAACCAUCAUUGGUGACACUCUCAAGAUUCCAGACUCAGUGAUGGGUAUCACCUUUUUGGCAGCUGGAACGAGUGUACCAGAGGCCGUGUCAAGUGUCAUUGUGGCGAAACAAGGGCACGGAUCAAUGGGCAUAAGCAAUUCAAUUGGAUCCAAUACGUUCGAUAUUCUACUGUGUUUGGGUCUGCCAUGGCUCAUUAAAGCCGCCUUCCUGCCCAUUGAGCCUGGUCACCACUGGGUCGGCAUCAAUUCAGCCGGUCUGGAAUACUCAGCCAUUUCCCUGCUCUCCACCCUCCUGAUGCUCUACAUUACAUUCUCAUGCAACAAAUUUCGCCUCGAUCGCAGAGUUGGACAUGUGUGUCUCAUCAUGUAUGCGGUAUUCUUAAUUCUAGCUAGUUUAAUUGAAUUAAAUGUGUUUUUCCGUGUCAAUUUGCCCACCUGUGGCCGGUGAGCAUUUUUCCAGCCACUCAAUCACUGAGAGAAAAACACACAAAAUCACCAAAAACACACCUAAGAAAAAAAUUCCACGUAGACAUUUGAUUUUAUAAUUUAUAUAAAAUUCCCCUCCUCCCUUCCCCCCACAUUCCCUUCUCCUUAGUACCCCGACAGGAGAGAUUACCAUUUGGGAAUUCGAUUGAAGAGAUUCCCUCCAGAGAAUCCAAUCUCUGUGACAUAAAUCUCAAUUUUCUGUCGAGAAAUUAAUUUGGGAUGAGAUGCGAAAGAAAAUGAGAAAGAUUAUGGGCAAAGCAUGAACAAAGUCAUUUGAGAAAACAAAA